Molecule: messenger RNA, 1869 nt
Organism: Nilaparvata lugens (brown planthopper)
Lineage: Eukaryota; Metazoa; Arthropoda; Insecta; Hemiptera; Delphacidae
Product: spermine synthase-like
Exons: 9
Coding region: 1-897 (298 amino acids)
Biological process (GO): spermine biosynthetic process
Molecular function (GO): spermine synthase activity
Source: RefSeq, a predicted model, not a curated record
AUGUUCGCAAGUUAUUCCCGCCGCUGCGGCGAGGUGCCACCCUUGACGUGUACCUCAACUCGUCAGUUGACCAAAAAUCUGUCAGAAGAAUUGAAGGUAGUGACCGAUGCGAAAAAAUGUCACAAAUAUCCGGCAUUCAAGCGGGGACCUUAUGACGACCGUUACUUCCUCACUUCCGAUGAACGCAUCUUGGAGUACGACAUUGAUUCGGUUGUAUUCGAAGAAAACUCGCCUUAUCAGAAAGUCCAAAUCGUUCAUUCGAAGAGUCUGGGUAACCUUCUCAUUUUGGAUGAGCUACAGAACUUGUCCGAGCGAGAUUUGAUCUACACUGAAACCCUGAUGCAACGUGGCAAGGUCGACUACAAGGGCAAAGAGGUGGUGAUUCUCGGGGGAGGGGAUGGUGCCCUGUUGUACGAAUUGCUCAAAGAAGAACCGGCCUUUGUUACCAUGAUGGAGCUGGAUGAAGUUGUUUUGAGAGCGUGUAGAGAACAUUUGAGGGGCUGUUGCGGCAACUGCCUGGAUCAGUUGAAAGGAGAUAGAUAUGAGAUAAUAGUUGAUGAUUGCGUGAAAUCCUUGGACAAGAUGAUAAAGGAGGGCAAGAAAGUGGACUUUGUGUUUGGUGACCUGACCGACAUCCCAGUGUCGACCACACCGCAGGGUGAGGCCUGGGACUUCAUCCGGCUCAUUCUCAACAAGGCAAUGCAAGUGCUCAAGCCCAAGGGCAUGUACAUGACUCAUGGAAAUGGUGCGUCAAGUCCGCAAUCGUUGAAGAUGUUUGAAGAGCAAUUGAACAAUCUGGAAGUGCCCGUUGAAUUCACUACUGACCGGGCCUUUGUUCCGUCCUUCCUCGAAGACUGGGUCUUCUAUCAGGUAUGGCAAAAGCCAUUGCCCAACUAGCAGCAACUGGUGACGUUAAAAGGCAGGGAGGGUGGCGUGUCCAAGGAUCAAAGCGAAACACAUCACAGCCGUCCGUGGCCUUCCUGAUAUUCGAUAAAUAAUUCAGCUUCUGUUUGUUGGUAGAUUGUAAAAGGGAUUCUGGGACAAGUCAUUGAGCUCUGGUCACUAAUUAGUUUUUAAAGGGGGUUCUGGGACAAUGUCAUUCACCUCUGGCCAAUUAGUAGUUUUUAAAGGGGGUUCUGGGACAAUGUCAUUCACCUCUGGCCAAUUAGUAGUUUUCAAAGGGGGUUCUGGGACAAUGUCAUUCACCUCUGGCCAAUUAGUAGUUUUUAAAGGGGGUUCUGGGACAAUGUCAUUCACCUCUGGCCAAUAAGUAGUUUUUAAAGGGGGUUCUGGGACAAUGUCAUUCACCUCUGGCCAAUUAGUAGUUUUUAAAGGGGGUUCUGGGACAAUGUCAUUCACCUCUGGCCAAUUAGUAGUUUUUAAAGGGGGUUCUGGGACAAUGUCAUUCACCUCUGGCCAAUUAGUAGUUUUUAAAGGGGGUUCUGGGGCAAUGUCAUUAACCUCUUGACCUCUGGCCAAUAAGUAGUUUGUAAAGAGGAUUUUGGGACAAUGUCAUUGAACUCUGCCCCACUUACUAGAUGUUAAAGAGGGUUCUAGGACAAUGUCAUCGAACUCUAUCCCCUGGUGAUAGGUAUUAGGCUCAGUGAUAGGACAAUAUCAUCGACCUCUAGUCACCAAGUAGUUUGUGACAAGAGUUCUGGGACAAUGUCAUUGACCUUUAUCCCCUAGGUAGCAUGGUCUUAGGUCCAGUAAUCAGAAGGUGCCUGGCACAAGGUUUUGAUGACUUUGUCCAUGGUACCUUUUGAUUAAUGUGGAAACUGGACAAGAGGUCUAAUGGUGCCUAGGGAAAGGGGUCAAUGACUUUGUUCCAGAACACUUAUUUCAGGGUAGCAUGUUCUGAGGUAUAAU